Pseudogymnoascus destructans is the source of this 3399-nucleotide messenger RNA. RefSeq names its product HIR complex subunit (gene HIR1). Gene Ontology annotation, cellular component: nucleus; HIR complex. Bases 1 to 3138 code for a protein of 1045 amino acids. Gene Ontology annotation, molecular function: nucleosome binding; protein binding. The record is from RefSeq and is a predicted model, not a curated record. Gene Ontology annotation, biological process: chromatin remodeling; regulation of DNA-templated transcription; DNA-templated transcription. The transcript is spliced from 4 exons. Lineage: Eukaryota; Fungi; Ascomycota; Leotiomycetes; Thelebolales; Thelebolaceae.
AUGCAUUUCAUCCGACCGGCGUGGCUGACGCACAGCGGCGAGCAGAAGGACUUCGAGGUCUACUCCUGUCACGUCUCGCCCGAUGGAAGCCGUGUCGCGACGGCGGCCGGCGAUGGCCAUGUGCGCAUCUGGAGCAUGGAGGCUAUCCGCAAUGCGGCGAAUACAGAGUACAGGGGCCCGAAGCAGCUGUGCCAUAUGAGCUACCAUAGUGGCACAAUUCAUACGGUCAGGUUUAGCCCCGAUGGCCGCUGGCUGGCUAGUGGCGCCGACGACAAGAUUAUUUGCGUUUAUCACUUGGAGAAAGAGCCCCCGGCGCAUGGGGCAAGUUUCGGCACCAACGAACCUCCGCCAGUCGAAAAUUGGAAGAUCCUCAGACGUCUCAUCGGACACGAUAACGACGUGCAAGACCUAGCAUGGUCCUACGACUCCUCGAUCCUGGUGUCAGUUGGCCUCGAUUCCAAAAUCGUGGUGUGGUCCGGUCAUACGUUCGAGAAGCUGAAGACCCUUUCCGUGCACCAAAGUCACGUCAAGGGCAUCACCUUCGACCCCGCGAACAAAUACUUCGCAACGGCGAGCGACGACCGCACCAUCAAAAUCUUCCGCUUUACAUCCCCCGCGCCGAACGCCACGGCGCAUGAUAUGGUGAAUAAUUUCGUCCUCGAGCAUACCAUUGCGAAUCCGUUUAAAUCGAGCCCUCUCACUACAUACUUUCGUCGCUGUUCGUGGAGUCCGGAUGGGAACCAUAUCGCUGCUGCGAACUCGGUCAAUGGACCUGUCAGCUCUGUGGCGAUCAUUAAUCGCAGUCUGUGGGAUAGCGAUAUCGCGCUCAUCGGCCAUGAGGGCCCGGUAGAGGUGUGUGCGUUUGCUCCGAGAUUGUUCAGCCCCAAGGCGCAAGGGCCGGAGGAUACGGAUGCCAAUGGCUUCAGUACGCAGCCUUUGACAUCUGUGAUUGCCUGUGCUGGUCAGGAUAAGGCGUUGACGGUUUGGAAUACGAGCACGUCGAGGCCGCUGGUCAUUGUACAAGACCUUGCUCAAAAAUCUAUUUCCGAUCUUGCCUGGACACCGGAUGGACGGACCCUGGUCGUCACUAGUUUAGAUGGGACUAUCCUUGCUGUUGCCUUUGAACUCGGAGAUCUGGGCUAUGUGGCUCGGAUCGAGGAGAAUGACAAGGUGUUGCAACGCUUCGGCGUUGGCCGGAAGGGCGUGGGCGUUAUUGAAGACGUCGCAGGUCUUCGUCUAGAGGAGCGGAGUAGAGCCGGAGAACUUCGCGGAGCUGAAUGGAGGAUGGGUGCGCUGAUGGGCGAUGGAGCUACUGAGGCGCGCCCGGAAAAGAACGAGGUUUCGGUCACAAACGGUGAUAGCAAGGCUGCUGAUAGUAAGGGGGCUUCAACGCCUGCAACAAAUGGGACGGACAAAGAUGCCGCGCCUACACCGCCGGCAGAGGAGACGAAUGCUGCCAAGAUCGAAGCAAUGAAGAAGAGAGUAACGAUCACGAAGGAGGGAAAGAAGAGGGUAGCUCCCCUCUUGGUAUCAUCCUCUGGCACCGGGCAAUCUUCACUACCGCAAUCCCAGCUCAUGGCAGCAAGCUCAAGCAACGCCAUAGGUGAAGCCCCCCAAUCCAUCCUCGACCUCUCCAAGCCCUACGACGGCCUCCCCUCCGGCGGCCUCGCAUCCAUGCUCCUCGGCAACAAGCGCAAAGCCGUAGUCCUCGAAGGCGGCGACGACGACGAAACCGGUAGCAAACGCGUCAACGGCACCAGCACCAACGGCACCAUCCCGAUCAUGCGCAACGGCGUCGACGGCGUCGAACCCGCCACCGCAACACCCACCCGCGGCCAGGAAGUAACCCCCGAAUUCAUCCGCCCCGCCGUCGUGGACCCCGUCAUGUCCGUCUCGCAGACGCGCCUCUCCGUCCCGAAAGUGCGCACGCACAUCCUCCGCUCCCUCAACCGUGGUGGCCUGCCUACCACGAAACCCCUCUCCAAUGGCGCAGCACCUGACGACGCCGCGAAAAAUGCGGACGAUGUCAUAUUCGAAGCCCGCAAUGACGCGCGCACAGGCGCACACGCCAAUGAACCUACACGUAUCACAGCCCUCAAGCGCUCCGCAGUUCUCUGGCAAGACUUCCUCCCCCGCCCCGUCCUCCUCGUAACAGGAAACAAGAACCUCUGGGCCGCCGCCUGCGAAGACGGGUCCCUCUACGUCUGGACCCCCGCCGGCCGCCGCCUCCUCAACGCCCUCGUCCUCGAAGCCCAGCCCGUCAUCCUCGAAUGUCGCGGGUGGUGGCUCCUCUGCAUCACGGCGGUGGGAAUGUGUCACGUCUGGAACAUCCGUACGCUGUCGUCGCCGCAUCCGCCUGUGUCGCUCGCGCCGGUGCUGGAUGCGGCGGUGAAAUCGCUGUCGGCGCAUACGGUGCCGGGGCCGGGGAUUACGUCCGCGCAUCUGAAUUCGACGGGGAAUAUUGUGGUUACGCUCACGAAUGGAGAUGGGUUUGCUUAUGCGCCUGCGCUGUAUGUGUGGCAGCGCCUCAGUGAGGCUUGGUGGGCUGUGGGGUCGCAGUAUUGGAAUAGUAAUGAUUCCUCUGUGUCUGCUCUGCAGAGCACUGCCGUCGGCGGGCCGUCUACCUCUUCCGCGCCCGAGACGCUGGUGUCUGCUGGUAUAAUCCCGCACUUGGAGCGCCAUACAACGGCGGAAGUACUGCUCAAGGGGCGCGCAUACAUGCUCCAGCGCCUCGUCAAGGGUGUGUUACCGCGCCCUGGCUUCGAGAGGUUCGAAAGUGCAGUUAGUGUCGCGCAUCUGGAGAAUCGGGUGGCGGGUGCCCUGGGGCUGGGGGCGAGGGACGAGUUUAGGUUGUAUCUGUAUAUGUAUGCGAAGCGUCUCGGAGCGGAGGGUGCGAAGGGGAAGGUGGAAGAGCUAUUGAGGGGGUUGUUGGGGGGGAUUCUUGAGGGCGGGGAGGGGGAGGGGGAGGGGAAGGGGUGGAUGGCGGAGGGGGAUACGAUUUGUGGGUGGGAUCGGAGGGAGUUGUUGAAGGGUGUUGUGUUGAUUCUUGGCAAAUUCCGCGACCUCCAACGCGUCACAGUCCAGUACGCCCGCGUCCUAGACAUGGUAGACGACGAGGACGCGAUGGAGUCUACUUGAGCUUACUUAUCGUUUCCACUGGAGUUUGCACGGGUCCUGGUUUUGCUUUGCUAGGUUGCUCUUUUUCUUUUGGGGUGGGAUGAUGACUGUUGUACGAUAUCACAAUGAGUUUUUUUUUUGGUGCGGGCCGGGGGGGGAUGAAAUGGAAUGACUUGUAUUUUUUUGGACGGGCGAUAAGGGGGGGGUAUUGAUAGCUGGCUGUAUAUCGCUGGGGAUUAUGGGGAAUGAGAGAUAAUUUAAUUGCAGUCACAUUAUCACUCG